AUUGUCCUUACAUUUCACAAUUUUCUCAGGUAUAUAUUGCAGUGGGAAUCUAAGAAUCUUAUUGCUGUAAGCACUGCAAUUCAGGACUGGCUGACGUCAAGAAUUGCAUUGGAGUUGAUGAAGCAAGGCGCUAUGAUGACUGUACUACACACUCUUUUAACAGCAUUGGCUUGGCCUGCAGCUUUACUUACUAUUACUGAUUUUAUAGACAGCACAUGGUCAAUUGCUGUGGACAGAUCUGAUAAAGCAGGAGUACUCCUGGCAGAAGUGUUGAAAAAAGGAUUACAAGGGCACAGGCCUGUGACACUUGUAGGAUUUUCACUAGGGGCAAGAGUUAUUUUUAAAUGUCUCCAGAUUCUGGCUGAGACUGAAAAUAAUUCUGGACUAGUGGAAAGGGUUGUUCUUCUCGGGGCACCCAUUGCAAUUAAAGAUAUGAACUGGGAAGCAGCUAGAAAGGUGGUAGCUGGUAGAUUUGUGAAUGCUUACUCUACAAAUGAUUGGAUGCUUGGAGUUGCCUUUCGUGCCAGUCUCCUUACUCAAGGCUUGGCUGGUAUUCAACCAGUUGAGGUUCCCGGCGUUGAAAAUGUUGAUGUAACUGAAUUCAUCGAGGGUCAUUCGUCGUACCUAUGGGCAACCCAAGAGAUUUUAGAACUACUUGAGCUGGAUACUUAUUAUCCUGUUUUUGGUGAGCGUGCUGUAAAAACAUAGAUUUUACAGUUCUUAUUUCUUAGUAUUUAGCAUUCUUGCCACUCUUACUAUGAUUGCAUAGGUUCAGUAUGUGAAUAAGACUCUGAAACAUGAAUCUGUAACUUUGUAAAUUUGAUGAAAAGCAGGCCAGUUAGAUUCUGCUC
Messenger RNA from Nicotiana tabacum (common tobacco), 851 nucleotides. Lineage: Eukaryota; Viridiplantae; Streptophyta; Magnoliopsida; Solanales; Solanaceae. The record is from RefSeq and is a predicted model, not a curated record.